Molecule: messenger RNA, 6671 nt
Organism: Fopius arisanus
Lineage: Eukaryota; Metazoa; Arthropoda; Insecta; Hymenoptera; Braconidae
Gene: ndl
Product: serine protease nudel
Exons: 10
Coding region: 88-6240 (2050 amino acids)
Biological process (GO): proteolysis
Molecular function (GO): protein binding; serine-type endopeptidase activity
Source: RefSeq, a predicted model, not a curated record
CACUGUGCCCGGUCAUUUAUUACUCGAAUUCGCCUUUCCGCUCAUUGUCAUUUUUUUCAAUACUAAUUAAAUAUUUCAUUGACUUGGAUGGAGGAUCCAGAAAAUUCAUCUUCACCAAGAACAGGUGCGACCACUAUUCAGAAUUGUGAUAGCAGCAGAAAAUCAAGUAGAAUGGAAAAUUUGAGCAAUUGUACUAAGCGUAGAUUGGAGGAUAUAAAAUAUUCUCUGAUGUCUGGUAAUCCUCAAGCCGUUGUGAGAUACAGAUUUACUAUGAUGAUCGGAUUCACUUCAGUCAUUCUGGCUUUGAUUUUUAUCGGAUCAAUUAUCUAUUCUUCAAUCCACACAGAUGUAAGCCAGCCAUCAUCAGAUCCGGUAUUGACUAAUAGUGAUUCUGAAUCUGAUCUGUCGGAGCUUUCGAAAUUGUUUUCUGAUGUCCUCUCCGAAAAAGUUGAUACGAAUCUACUGUAUGAUAUGAUUGCAAACGAGGGGAAAAAUCGCCGUCGUCGCUCAGCUGAGAAUGUCGAGCAAAACGAAAUUCAAUGGGGGGAUAGGGAGACUGAGAAACGCCAGAUAGAAUACAUCAAUCAGGAAUCAAUCUGUAAGGCUCGCUUCGAAGCUUGUCAAUCAAUUCUCAAUGACAUGCAAGCACUCACAUCAACGGCCAGUGAAAGUAUGAAUUCUUUGAAGGGUCUUUUGUCUUCUAUGGAUAAACCCAAAGGUGCUCUCUCAGCACUUCUCCAGUGUGUUGAAUGCCAAAAUAUUGAUAAAAUAAAGGUCUCUACUAAUAAGCCCCCCAGCACGCUCGAGCCGUCACAAAAUUCUGCAACACUCAUAAUCCAAAAUCUCACCGUACCAGGGGCUGUAACAGAUCGAUGGUCAUCCCAACCAGCGUUAUUGAUUCAAAGAUCGUCUGAACCGGGCCGCGGUUCAAACCAAGUCGAAAAAUUCACUGUUGUUAUGAAUUCAACUUUUAGUGAACCCAUAAAAAAUACAACAAUUGCCGAAAACCCAAUAGUUCAGCAACAAGAUGGACCAGUCAAAUAUCACUUUCCUAUUCUGCAGAACGUUAGAAGCCAUGAAUUUCCACCCACGUCUUCGAGUGAACUUCCUCCUGAAGACAAUCCGGAGAUGUUAAUAACCCAGGGGCCGUCAUUCUCGGCUAAUUCCCACGCAAGAAUGGUGCCGAGACAGUUCCAGCCGAAUUCAUUAAUUGAGACAAAUCCUCCAGUGAUUCCAACAGCUGAGACAAUGAAAACUGGUCAGCAGGUGCACAUAAAUCCCCAAGUGUCAUUCAAUGGUGUUCCAGUUUGUUAUUUCGGUUAUCCACCAGGUCAAGGGCCUACAGGAAAGCAAAGUUUUCCGGGUUUUCCGGGUUUUCCCCAACCCCCAUAUCCAUCAGCCCCGGGACAAUAUCAAGCAUCGCUACAAUAUCCUCACCGGGUUGUCUCCUCACCUGGACACGGGUUUUCCAAUUUCCAACCGGCAGCUGUACAAACUGGACCCUAUGGAACUUUUCAAAUGAAUUCCGGUGGAGGAUUUCCGGGAGGUUGGAUGCCGCCGACUGGACCUGGGCAGGCCUACCCUCGGCCGCAACCUUAUGGCUGUAUUUAUAUGCCAGUCCCCAUCCAUCAAUUUCCCGGCACAUCUGGAUUUCAAAGAGAGUCCAAUGCCGCUAAAAACGAAGAUCAUCAUAGCAGGGCCAAUUUGGAGAAUCCAUUGGUUGGAGCGAGCCGCAGUUGGAACGAGGAGUACAACAAUGACGUUUAUUCAGGAUUUGCCAGGCAACAAGAUUUGCCAUGUAAACAAGAUGAGCAGCUUUGCAUGGACGGCAGUAUAUGCAUCGAAAAAUUAAAAUGGUGCGACGGACGUAUCAAUUGUCCGGAUUCCAGUGACGAGAUUGGAUGUUCUUGUCGAGAUAGGAUGAAUAAAGAUAAACUUUGCGAUGGCUACUUCGACUGCCCUCGCGGUGAAGAUGAACUUGGUUGCUUCGGAUGCCAACCAGACUCAUUCAGCUGCCAGGAUUGGGACAGACGGUAUAAACGAGAGAAUUGCGUUCCCAUGCCAUAUAGAUGCGAUGGAAUCUCCCAAUGUUCAAAUGGAAGAGAUGAAGAAGAGUGUACCAUGCUUACGCAAACAAUGAGUCACGAUCAAGAUAUGAUCCCGACUGGGUAUUUAACUGGCUACCUUCACAAAAAUUACAAAGGGAAAUGGUAUCCCGUCUGCACGGCAACUCAAAAAUGGGCAAUUGACGCUUGCGCUGCUGAAACUGGAAUUCAAAUCAGAGAACUCCCGAGGAUCGAGGCCAAGGUAGUUCCCCAAGGCAUGAACAACAGCCCCUACCUCGCAAUGAUGCCAUCAAAUCAAGUCGAACUCAUACCCAACUGCAACAAUCAAGCACUCUUCGUCGAGUGUCCACCAAUUCCAUGUGGUACUCGAAUUAUGUCUCAAGAUCGUUACAGACCUUACGGUGUAUACGAGGAUUCACUAGUCGCCUCCAAACUCAAUGAUACUGCACUAAAUUCUCAAGAGCCCGCCAUCACAAUAUUACAGAAAUGGAAAGAAGCAAUGGAGAAAUAUACCAAUGAGAAAAAUUACAGAGAGAUUCGAGAUAUACUGGAAAAUCUCAGAACAAUUUCCGAACCAACAGAAUCCUUUCUUCAUCCUGACAAACUGGCUCAAUAUAGAACACAAUUUAUAGAGGAGAUGAAGGAGACUCUGAAUAACUUGAUCGAGAAGCAGAAGGCAGCACCUAUAGUGACUACACAGAGUCCGCUUGACAAAUUAAUGAAGGAUUAUCAUGACAGUGUUCAUAUGAUGAACGGGGAAAAUUCUAAGAUUCAAGGAGAUAAUAUUAUGUCGGAGGGAUUACCACCAGACUUUAGGAUCGUUGGAGGGAGAACAAGUCAGCCUCAGGCCUGGCCCUUUCUGGUCGCUGUAUAUAGAGAUGGAUAUUUCCACUGUGGCGCCGUUAUUCUCGAUCAACUGUGGAUCAUGACGGCUGCGCACUGCGUCAAUGGACACAAGACGCACUAUUAUGAAAUCCAAGCGGGCUUACUGCGUCGCUAUUCUUACUCUCCAAUGGCACAAUCUCGUCGGGCUCGCCACAUCAUUCCUCAUCCGGCUUACAAUCGAGCUACGAUGCACAACGAUAUCGCACUUAUAAAAUUGGACGAACCUCUACACUUCAAUCGCUGGAUCAGACCGACUUGUCUGCCACAAAAUACGUCGAAUCUUGAUCCCGCGCCUCAGACUAAUUGUAUUACCAUCGGAUGGGGUUCUACAAUGGAGCAUGGACCUGAUCCCGAUGAUUUAAGAGAAGUCCAAGUGCCUAUUCUUACGACAUGUAAACACUUGGUGGACAGAAACAAUGAUCAUAUUUGCGCGGGAGUAUCUGAGGGGGGUAAGGAUGCCUGUCAAGGUGAUAGUGGUGGACCUCUCAUGUGCCAACAUCCGACAUCAGGUCCCAGUCAAUGGUACACUGCUGGUAUUGUGAGCCACGGAGAAGGAUGCGCACGUCCAAAUGAACCUGGAGUGUAUACGAGAGUCAGUAAACACAAAGAUUGGAUUGACCUCGUUAGAGGUGCCAAUCUCCUAACAGCUGAUGUACAACAAACAAAAUGUCCAGGCUUCGUUUGUAAUGGAGGCCUCGGUAAAUGUCUGCCUGGUAAUCGUCGAUGCAAUGGUAUUGUUGAUUGUCUUGACGCAGAAGAUGAGAUGAACUGUCCCAAUCCAUCUGUUUUCCUUCACAACAAAUCACCAACGUCACUCCAAAAUCAACAUGACUCCAAUGUUAUAACUUCUAACACUAUUAAUUCUGAUCCAUCCCCUAGAAUUGCAGUAAUUGAAGUAUUCACCACGUCUGCCCCAGUUACUCCGAUAACAAUUCCACCCCAACCACCCCUGUUUGCUGUGCUACCAGUAACCACCCCCAAAAUCACACUAACUGAAACGGCGACAGAACUUGCGACAGAACUUGCGACAGAACUUGCGACAGAACUUUCAACCGAACCUUUACCUUCACCUAGCACAAUUCCUCCACCCAUCUCCCAUCUAGACGAUAGCUCACCAGUCUUUAAAUGUACCAGAAUGACUCAGACAGUUCCAAUGUACAAACGUUGUGACAAAAGCAUCGAUUGCGAGGACGGAACUGACGAGCAAAAUUGCACCUGCAAAGAUAUUCUCAACAACAACAUGCCUUCAGCUGUCUGCGAUGGUCACCUCGAUUGUUACGACGGAACAGACGAGGAGAAGUGUGAUUUAUGCAGAGAUGAUCAGUUCACGUGUAGCCGAAGUGGUGUCUGUAUUCCAAAGAUUCAGAUCUGUGACACAAUAGCUCAAUGUCCCUUAAAGGAAGACGAAGUCGAUUGCUUUACCCUGACCAACAAUCGUAAUAUCGUCUUCGAUCUUGAGAACCGCACGUACCUCAACCAAGAGGGUGUUAUAACGAGAAUUAGUGAUGGAGUUUGGAAACCAAUUUGCUCGACCUAUGAUGCGCAAGCUUCAUCGCUACUAGCAAACCAGAUUUGCUUCUAUUUGGGUCUCAAAGGCCACCAUACUGUGAGGAAUGUCACAGUUGAAAAUCAUUCUUUGAUGCCUGUCCACUCAACUCCGGGCCGUCUACUACCUUACAAAUAUACCCAAGAAUUGAUAGUAUCAAACAACGACUCAAAUACAUGUCAAGGACUUUGGGUCAAGUGUCAGACAGUGCUGUCGAGUACAGUGGAAUCUCACAGGCUUGAGCAUGUUCGCAACAAUCCUGUAAACACGAGUUAUUUGUUCCCUUGGGAAGCCGCUGUAUUCAUUAAUGGCCGUUAUUAUUGUCCAGGGGUUUUAUUGGAGCCCGACUGGGUAUUGACAAGCUACAGAUGUGCACAGAAUAUCGAUUUGACCAAUAAUUACACGACUGCUGUUGUGGGACUCUCUCCAACGUUUCAGUAUGCUGACGGACCUCAUCAGCAGGUGGUGGGAGUAGACUCUGUAACAUCUGUGGAUCCAAAGCGAUUGGAGGCCUCGUUGCUCCAUUUGAAGAGUCCUGUCAAUAUGACUAGGAGCGUCAAACCUAUCUUUUAUGACAAAUUAGUCUUGCCUCCGAGUGUGGAGGAUGAGUGUGUUGCUUUAGGGACAGAUGAGAAGUUCAAUAGUAAGAAGACAUUUUUCAAACCGGUCGUUGAAAAUUGUCCGAAAUGUCAUCGAUGCUAUGUUAAUGGCACCAAUGAGAUUUGCAGAAGAAAUGAAACUCACAGUUGGGAUGGACUUGUUGUUUGCAGGGGCAAAGGGGGAUGGUUUCCUACUGCUGUCUUCCAGGACAAAGAUAUGAUGUGUGGGUUCAAAAUGCCUCAGACCUUGAGCUGCAUUGAUUAUUUCAAUGCAUACAUCAGUCAGGCGAUGGAGGAAAAUAUCGAGUUGGUGAAGGAACCAGAAUGUGAGGGCCUGAGAUGUAAGAUUGGAAAUUGUGUACCUUGGGAAAAGACUUGUGAUGGAGUUGAGGACUGCAGAGAUGGUGAGGACGAGGAGCGAGAGAGGUGCGAGGAGAAGAGGCGAAACUGUGAAAAGUCAGGGGGCAUUGGGUGCCCUUGCGGAAACACGGAAUUGAGGUGCAGGAAUGGACAGUGUGUGGGAAAGGAUAAAUUCUGUGAUGGUAUCGCUGAUUGUCGAGAUGGAAGUGAUGAGCCAGAGAAGUGCAAUUGUGGGGAGUAUUUGAAGUUGACCAUGCCGAACCUCGUCUGCGACAAUAUUCGACAUUGCUGGGACAAAACAGAUGAGACUGAUAAGGAAUGUCUGUGUAAGGACUCGAGUUUUCAAUGUUGGAAUACCAAAACGCAAAAUGGACCUUGUGUACCACACGAUUUUGUUUGCGAUGGCUUCAAUGAUUGUGAGAAUGGUUCAGACGAGAAGAACUGCAGAAUAGUCAAAGGACACCGUAAUGACCCAAUAGGCAUGGGACAAGUACUGAGACGUUCCUCGGGUGUCUGGCACUCUGAAUGUUUCCCAUCUCCAAUCGAAUCUACCGAGGAAGCUGUGAAAAUUUGUCGCACUAUGAAUUACAUCAAUGGUGCUAUUUUAUCACGAAGUGAAAGAACCACCUAUGGCGAUCCAUUAGUCCCAGAUUACGAUCCUUUCUUUAUGGUCAGUCUAAACAACAAUAAAUCGCUGCACAUGAGGAAGAAUAAGCCACUUGUUAGUCUUGGACCUGCAACAAACGUCUGUCAUCGCGCCUUCGUCAAAUGCUCCUCUGAAUAGCUCAUUUCUCCAUGAGCUAUCCAAUUUUUUCACUAAUUUCGCACAACAUUUGUCUUCCCAUUCGUCUAUUUAUUCAUUCAUCCGUCCCUGAAGGCCUAAAUUGUGACAGCCAACUAGCUAUUUAUUACAACUUUCUUUAAAAUAAAUAGAAAUUUUUUUCAAGCCAUUGACGAAUAAUUGUUGAAUAUUCGAAGAAUGUCGGAUUGGAAUGACCAUUGGAUUGGAAUAGUCAAUUAGAUGAGUUUGAAGAACCGUUAGAAUACGAGGAAAAAUUCUUUCAAUCACUAUUGGGAAAUUACGUAUAUCAGUGGGAACGGGAUAUCAUAUGAUGGCAUUUGAUCGAAUCAAUGUUUAUUCUUAUCCAUGAAUUCAGUCGAAAAAAAAAUCAUUACUGAUCGAAACAAAAAUACACAACUAAAGGAUUAUUUAAA